Molecule: messenger RNA, 703 nt
Organism: Raphanus sativus (radish)
Lineage: Eukaryota; Viridiplantae; Streptophyta; Magnoliopsida; Brassicales; Brassicaceae
Exons: 1
Coding region: 269-490 (73 amino acids)
Source: RefSeq, a predicted model, not a curated record
CAUCAAUUUUGGUUAUAUCAUCCGGGCUACGAAUAUAAAUGUAUAACUAAUGUCUCACACGUGUACAUACGAGGACUGAUCGUAUAUCAAGCGUGAGAGAGUUGAUCAUGUCUUUUUUCGUUGAGAAAAAAGAAAAAAAAACAUCAAAUUUAUCUAUAAAAGCACAUCGUCUCAUGUUCUUUUAAUCCACAGAUAAUUUCUCUAGCUCUCUCUCUAGUUUUGUUGGGAUACAGUAUACGUACGAAGACGACCGUUCGUGUGCAAAAAGAUGAGGUGUAGAGCACUUCACGUUGGCAGAAGAAAGAGAGUAACGGUUAAUGUGAGCUCGAGGAAGCUCAUGAGCCGUCUCCGUCGGAUGGUUGCUCCAGAAACGAGUUUUUCCGAUGAAUUUGACGGUGACACACUUUAUCGUCUCACGGCUGAUCACAUUUUGCUUCUCCAAGCAAGAGUCCAACUUCUUCGUCGUAUUUCUUCUCUAUAUGGUCUCUAGAUCGAAGAUCCAUGGCCACCCACACACACACACGUGUGGCUAAAAUAACCGAAGCACGGUAUAAUUGUGGAAUAAACGUUUAUGUUCUCUAUUUAUUUCUUCAAUUAAACAUAUUGGUAAGUCAUAUAUUAAGAUGACGAAGCAGUAAUUUAAUGUAAUGAUGAUGUGCAUUUAUGUUUGUGUUUAUUUUAUUGUGAUUGGUCUUUUUAAUUA